This is a messenger RNA of Spirodela intermedia, 8756 nucleotides long. The record is from the annotation of a GenBank genome assembly. Lineage: Eukaryota; Viridiplantae; Streptophyta; Magnoliopsida; Alismatales; Araceae.
AUGGCGUUCUCCGCCAAAUUCUCGCUCCUGCAGCUGUGCGUUGGCUCAAAGCUCGAAGAGAAACCCAGGUUCUCGGCGCUCGGCAGCCGCUGGGGUGCCGCCGGUGUGGUCAGAGUCCGGUGUGCGACGAAGCGGAGGGGGAAGCGACGGUACCCGUCGGAGAAGAAGGAACUGGAGAGGAGGAACAAGGGGCUGGUCCCAAAUGAAAUAGAGAAUAGGGAGGAAGGAUUCUGGAGGUUGUACAAGCUCAGCGUCCCCGCGCAUAAGGACCCCGGGAAGGACUUCGUCGGUGUGUCACUCCCCUUGCUCGAAGCCAUAGCCAAAGUUCUCAAGUUCCCGGUAAGCUUCCCUGCCUUCUCUCAUUUGUUGAUAUGGAAUGGGAAAAAAUAAAGGAAUAAAUCCUUUAUUGGGGUGUCAGUGCUUGGUGUACCAGUAUCCCGCGUCAUAGUGGCUCCGUGGUCCGCAUGAGGUUCUGCUUGAGUGUGGUACUGCGAUUAGAUAUUAAAUGUCACCAUGUCCAUACUCCAAUGAUGUCCGGGAUUUUGUUCUUUGGAGCUUGUUGAUUUGUUACCUUCAGUAUCUUGCUCACGCGGAUGAUUUUCUUUCGUGAAAAAAGCACUGAAUGAUGACGUUUAUCAUCACUAAUCAUGUUUCUUCUGUCAUUAUUUAGUUUUAAAAUUCUAAUGGAAGAAAGAGCAAUUCUGUUUCAUUCAUGUCUGUGAUCGAAGUUUAAUUGUCCUCUUUCUGCUGUUCUACUCAUUGACUUCAUCCAUGUGAAUAAAUAAGAUAUCUACUGUCUUCCUCUGCUAUCAUUUUCAGUUGAUUCCUCCACUUUUCCAUAUCUCAUGUCCUCAUUGUUCGUCUUUUAUCACGAAAUAAAUGGUUAUUUCCUGGUUACAUAUCAACUGUUUUGAUGUAUUUUAUACCCUUGUUGUAGGUUGCUUCUAUGCUACCUCAGGAUGCCUUUACUGUCCUUCGGAAAUCCUUUGACGCUAGAAAGGUGAGCUGAUCAGUUUAUAUAUACGCGAAUUGUUUAUGUACUUCGCACACGAGAUCUUUCUAGAUUAACAUGACUGUGUACACAAACUUUGAUCCCUAAUUCUUGGAGGGGGUGUCUUCCUCUGUUCUUCCUAUGCCAGGAGGGACAUUCCAAUGAGAUUCUUCAGCUUACAAGAUAUUCUAUCAAAGUAGGAUGACUGGCUUUAUUGAUCAUUCUUCACAUCACAUCUCAUAUCCUUACCUGUGUAUCACAACCGCAAUGAAAGGGCUGAGGCUGAAGAAAAUAUUUUACAAGUUAUUUAUAGUUGUCGAUUCUGCUUUCAUUUUGGAAUUUUUCGCCUCUAGUUUAUUUCCUUGAAGUAAACCUGAAACCACAAAAGCAUGGGGAUGCUGCAACAAAGGACAUUAUUUGCUUUUUAUACCGAUAGAAAAGGAAAUUUAUGUGAAAAAUUCACGAGCAAAGCUUUUGCGUAUUUUCAACUAAAAUUUCUUCCUUUUUGAGCUUCACGGCUUUUCUUAAAAUGAUGGUUCUUUUCACUGACUCUGCCGAGCUCUGUUAAGAUAAAUUUUCGUCUACCAAUCUCAUUAGCAUUUUUAUAGAUUCUUUUUUUUUAUUACUUCUGAAGAUAUCAAUGGAUAAAGGAAAUUUAGAUUAAAGAGGCAUGUUUUCUAAUUUAGUUCCAAGAGGCACUCUACUAACCAAGCCUGGAUCAACUAUUUCGAACUACCUUUUUAACUUGUAUUUUCUAUGUUCCUGCAGUUGCUGAAGGAACCUGUAUUUGUUUAUACUGUGGAGAUGGAUGUCAAGGUGCUUCUCAAUUUGGAACCUCGCGCUUGGGAUUUCAUAUCUCGGUUGGAACCUAAAAUUGGGCUUGUAGAGUACUUAACUCAUAAGCAAGAGUCUGAAGGUCUGGUUAAUAUCAUACAUGGUCUUAGAGGAGAUGCCUCUGUGGCAGACUCGGAGGACAGGGAUGAUAUUUUCUUGAAACAAGUUAACAAGUUGCAUAGUUCUAAAAGACCAAAAGUUGCAGUCAUUGGCAGUGGGCCAGCAGGGCUAUUUGCAUCUCUUGUUCUUGCAGAAUUUGGUGCGGAAGUGACCUUGAUAGAAAGGGGUCAAGCAGUUGAACAGAGAGGGCGUGAUAUUGGAGCAUUGGUGGUUCGACGAAUUUUGCAGUCAGAGAGUAAUUUUUGUUUUGGGGAGGUUCGCUAUAACCAUCCCCUUUUUUCUUUCAUCUCUUUUAUUUUUUCAAAGAUAUCUCAAUUUUUUCAACUGCCAUCAUGGACAUAAGUCGUUGAGGAGUUCUAUAAUGUAAUCUCUCAAACCUUCGGACAAUCCAAAUAUUUAUGUCGGAACUAUUGACCAAUUUUCAGUGCUGCGUGGCAAAACCCUAAAUCCUUUUAGUAAUAUCAUUAUUUCUUUGAGUUGAAAGGCUUUACGGGAAAGAAGAGAUGGAAUUAUCAGAUCCUAUGUGAAGGUGUGAGUCCAUUGUAAGAUCAACUCCGGUUUUAGAUGUCACAAGAUUUUCUGUGUCUAUGCCUAAUGUUUGAAGUUAUGUGUUUCUAGAUGUGACAAUGUCUCAUAUAGAAGAAUGUUAUCUAGUUUUGUGUCACAUGUACUUAUUGUACAAUGAUUGAGGCGAUAUUAUGGAAUUUUUAAUUUACGUGAUAACUAAUUUUUAAUGAUUUUAUAAUUAUUUUCUGGCCAAAUGCAAAUGAUUUUUUGACGAGUUACGAUUAUCCUGUCUGUUCUCCUUCAAAGUAUAAUAACGCAUAGAUUAAUCAUCACUGUUAUGGAAUGGGGCAUUCUCUGAAUCUAGGAUUAGUAAUCAUUGAUAUUUUUAUCUAUCAUCGGUAAUUACUUCUUAUUUUUGCUCUAAUGUUUUAUCUUUCACCUGUUAGAGGUAUAAUUAAUUUUCUCAAUUCAUUUAUAAAUACUUAUCCCUGACAGGGCGGUGCAGGUACAUGGAGUGACGGAAAGCUUGUAACUAGAAUUGGAAGAAAUAAUGACAGCGUCCAAUCUGUGAGAACUAAAAUCAUAUCAACCCAUUUCCUUUUUUCUUAGAAUUCGGUUUUUCUCCCAUAUCUUCAAAGGUUUUGUUAGUUAAAUGCAGUUGUAUUUAUCAUGCACUGCUGAUAAUGACCACUUGACAUAUCUCAUACUUCUCACGUGUGAAAUUUCUUUCAUGUAGUUCAAGUGUUUUCUUCCUGUCUGUGUUUUUUCAUGCAAUGUUGACCUAGACCUACUGUGUUUACCAAAAUAAUAAAAAAAUUGGUUGGGCUCAGAUUGUCUGAAACUCUGAAUACCAGUUUCAAGUUUUGAGUAGUUGGUGGGAUAUUCCUCCCCAUUGCUACAACAAUGAUAUGACACUAUCAGUAUCAUUUGUGGGCUUGAACAUGCCAUUGAGAUAAAAAAGCUUUCUCAUGGAGUUCAACAUCAGGUUCAAUCCAGUAGCAGACUAAAAAUCUGCCGGAAUCCCCAUUUAAGUAUACAAAAGAUUUGCGACGUUGUAGCAUGUCUGCUGCCUGCGAGCAUAAGCAGAGGAAGAAAAGGAUGGAAAAAGUAUGACCCCAGCUAUUACAAGAUCCGAUUACAAAACAGGGCACCCAAUAUAUUGCCGGAAAGGUUUGGUCUGAAGUAUCUCGACACAAAGACUUCCCACAUGUUACAGAGGGCAUAUUUUAUUGCAGUAUUCAGACAAGUUGCUCUCCAUAUGUGAGGGAUAAGGAGUCAUUGGAGUAUUUAUUUAUUAGAUCUGCGUUAUCAUACAAGAGCGUUUGCUGAAAUUACUGUAUAAAAUAGAUCUUAUGUGCCAUCACCCUGGUUUGGAAUUUUUUUGGAAUGGAAGGACAGGUAGAAGGUCGGUGAGUGGAGAGUGUCGUUUGUCUACGUGUAAAAUAACGGCAUAGUGGACCAAGAUGUUGCGGGAUGAGGGAGUGGUUCCUUCAUUUUGAAAGGACAUAUUUUUUAAUCUCUUCUUGAUGAUUUUGGUUGCGGCCUAUAAAAUAUUAUAUGCUGGUUUUUAAGACUGCAUGGAUACUAUUCGUGCAUGUUUAUUUGUCACUUUGAAUUUUGAUGAAUUCAUGGUAAUAUCCACAUUGAAAGAAACAAAAUAAAUAGAGGAGAGUCAAAAGAGUAGAAGGCAAAUUCCUUUCUUCUUAUACUGACCACAGUUUCUAGUUUCCCAUUCUUGGCAAUUAGGAACUGAUUGCCUAAAAUAUUUCUGCCGACGUUUCCUACCAUGAUGUUGGGCUUGAUGCUUAGACUGCAUGUGAGCAGUCAGUAAACGUAGAAUGUCGUUAUGGAACAUGUCCAGCAUGAAAUCAAGCAAGUAUCAACUGUAAUGAUGACCUAAAAUAGAUAUUAUGAUGAAACAUGUUUGUUUACUGUGAUUUUUAUACGCAAGGAAGAAGUUUUAUACUAUGCGUGCUUUUUAAGGGGGAUGUGGUCGUAGUUCAUGAAGAUGUUCUCUUGUGCAUCUUGCAUUUCUUAGCAAACAUAUUAUUAAUUUUAGUUUCUUUGGCAAAUGUUACGGUCAAACAGAUGUUAUCAACUAAUCUUUUCCUUAUAGGUAAUGAAAACUUUGGUUCACUUUGGAGCUUCUCCAAAGAUCCUGGUUGAUGGAAAGCCUCAUCUUGGAACAGAUAGGUUGGUUCCAUUAGUACGCAACUUCAGACGACAUCUACAGGGAUUGGGUGUGAGUGAUUAAGUCAUGUAAAUAGCUAUAUUUCUUGAAUUAUUGUUUUGUUUACUAUGUAACAAACAAUAUCUGUUUAUUGGACCUUAUAGGUUGAUGUCAAGUUUGGAACCCGUUUAGAUGAACUCAUUGUAGAAAAUGGGAGGGUUACGGGGGUUUGCAUUUCGGAUGCAAGGUUUGAAUCUGAGUUCAGAAGCCAGAGGUUGCCUUAUGAUGCUGUUGUUCUAGCUGUUGGGCAUUCUGCACGGGAUGUAUAUCAGAUGCUUCACCAGAACAACGUUGAUUUGGUCCCCAAAGAUUUUGCUGUACGUAAGAAAAACAUAUCGAUCGUUUUUUGGAGUAGUUUCUUCUGGCUUUAACUUUGUUAUCUAUCUGUCUAUAAAUUGAUAACUAUCUGUUCCAUUCUAGUUAUAACUGCCUUAUUUUGCUGCUGUGGGGGGAGUACCAAAAAUCUGUUUUCAAAAUUGCCUUGAGGUUUUUGGCGUUGUGAUAGGUAUAAAUUCGUGAUCAAAAUAGACAUCCAGGAUGAAAAGUAGAUAUUCGUGCCUGUUAAAAUCAGACUAUUUGGACACAGUUUUGCCUUUAUAUGACUUGCAGUUUAUGAUUAAAAUAAUCUUAAUAAUUAUUAACUUUAAGGUAGUUUAUUACGCCAGUAAUGAGCCGGUUCACCCAAAUGCUAUGAUUCUGCAAGUUAGAAAGUGUGGCUAAUGAUUGGAUGAGGUGAAUCCAGUUUGUGAUUCUCUGUGGCCUGUGUAGGCAAUACCAAGUGCGUCUGUCGUCUCAUCCAGUCCUCAUUCUGAAUUUGGGCCAUCUUGUGUUUUAAUUGGGACUUUUACUUUUGCGAAUUUCCAGUAGCUAGGAUAAAAGGUGAGUGGGUGCAUUCCGGCUUUUGGGGCUGCCUGUCUGCUAUUACAGCACAGUUUUGAUGUUUGUACGUCUCUCUGAGUUUCAAACGUCGGUAUGUUCUCUGAACAUAUCAUGUCCUUUGGAUCAUAGACUUAUGUAGGUGAGCGAGCCAAAGCAUGACUUAUCCACCUGGAUUCUUGGAGUGAAUUGUUUACUCGUUCUUUCUCCGUGCCUAACCGUACCAUCCCUUUGGAGUUGUGCCGUUUGUUUGAUUUGUAUAAUGAGUAUUUUAUUUUAAUUUUUAAUUCUUGGAUUUUUCUUUCAAAACUCGACGCAUUUACAAAAAUUAGAAAAUAUAUAUGUGCUAUACUGAUCCACAUUUGACAUACUUGAACAGGUCGGGUUAAGAAUUGAGCAUCCUCAGGCACUGAUAGACAGUAUACAGGUACGCCCUCACAUUACUUCUCAAGUGGAAUUCUUUUCACUGAUCACCUUUGUAAACGACACAAAAGUCUGUGUUUUUUGUCUGAGGGGACAGAAAAAUCGCAAAUAUAGAACCUUUUUCUGUGGUUCACUGAUACUUCGUCUUGUAUCUAUUUUUCGAGCAAUUUUUCGGUAUGUGAAACAUAUAAAUAACCCACGCGUAGCAUCAAAUUGUCUGCCUGUUACUUUAAUAUUUUCUCAUUUAUUUUUUUGGAUCCAAAUCGAUCAGAUCAUUUAGCCGUUUUUCUCCCAUUUGGGUGGGGGAAAUAUGAUUUCGACCGAUAAUACCGUGGACAGAACAUGACGUGGCUACUAUAAUGUCCCUUAACUGGCAUCGUUUCAUGUUCACAUGCGGCUGUACCUGAAGAUCAAAACCAAGUUUCCAAUGCAUUUUUCUUAAAUUUCAUCUUGCUUUCUGCUUUUAUAACUGGUUGGAUGGUGACGUUUUGUCACAUAAAAUCCAGUAUUCUGCAUUGGCCAGCGAGGUUUGUAAUGGCCGUGGAAGAGUACCUGUCGCAGACUACAGGGUCGUGAAGUACGUGAGUGAAGAUGGGGCCAACACCAGUGGAAGGGAGCUAGGCCACAGUUGCUACUCCUUCUGCAUGUGUCCUGGUGGGCAGGUACUUCUCCUCACUGCAGUUUGCUCCCCCCCCCCCCCCUCUUUCAGAAAGGUAGAAUGCAGAACAGCAAUUGCCCUCUGUCUUCAGGUGGUCCUUACAAGCACCAAUCCGUCUGAAAUCUGUAUCAAUGGCAUGUCCUUCUCUCGGCGGGCAUCCAGAUGGGCAAACGCCGCACUUGUCGUCACCAUCUCUUCAAAGGACUUUGUUGAUCUUCAUCAUCUCGGGCCUCUUGCUGGUGUUGAGUUUCAGGUGAUUCCUUGACAGAUGGUGGACCUCCUCCAUCUUUUAUUAUUACUAUUACUAUUAUUAUUAUUAUUACUAUUAUUAUUAUUAUUAUUUAUAUUAUAAUUAUAUUCCAUGUGUAAAAUCCGAGUACAUGUCAUUUGGAUAUUCCAUCGUUGGUUGUUAUUAUUUCUUGUGGAUCAUAGCCGUAUCUGGUAAGAUAUAUCUUCAGCUGGCAGGUGUUUCACAUUGUUUCUAGGUGAGUUAUUAAUUUUCCAAGAUUACUAGUUUAAUAUAUACUCAUAGGUGUAGAACCGUUUAAAAACAUGAUCUUUAUUAAUAAAAACAACUUUAUCUCCAAAAAUAUGUGACAGAUAUCUGUGUGGGAGUAGUCAUUGGAAAGCUGAGUCAAAGAAGAAUCUAGAGCUAUAAAUCGUUCGAAAAAACUCCAAAAUUUGUGAAUUUUCAUUAUUUUUCUGUAUUUUUUAGGAUCUGUAAAUAGCUCAUUAAGACCCAAGUAGAGUAGCACGAUUUCUUACGGUUCAUAAUAUCUUUUAUCUAUUUAUAGUAACUCAGGGACGCUUUCGCAUUAUUCUCGAGUGACUGGGCUUUCUCUCUCUGCCAAAAACUCUGCACCAGAGAGAACACCAAAGGGACUCAAAGAGGAAUCCAGAGCUAUAAAUCGUUCGAAAAAACUCCAAAAAUUGUGAAUUUUCAUUAUUUUUCUGUAUUUUCAGGAUCUGCAUAUAGCUCAUUAAGACCCAAGUAGCGCAGCACAAUUUCUUACGGUUCAUAAGAUUUUUUAUCUAUGUAUAGUAAUCUAUGGAAGCUUUCUCAUUAUUCUCGAAUGGCUAAACUUUCUUUCUCUUCCCAAAAACUCUGCAUCAGAGGGAACACGAAAGGGAAUCAAAGAGGAAUCCACAGCCAUAUAUCGUUCCGAAAAAUUCCAAGUAUCAAGAGAGUUGUGAAUUUUUCAUUACUUUUCAGGAUCUAUAAAUAUCUCAUCAAGGCCCAAGUAGAGCAACAGAAUUUCUUUCGGUUCAUAAGAUUUGUUAUCUAUUUAUAGUAACCCAUGGAAGCUUUCUCAUUAUUUCUCGAGUGACUGACCUUUCUCUCUCUUCCCAAAAACUCUGCAUCAGAGAGAAUACGAGAGGCGGGCUGCCGCAAUGGGCGGCGGGAAUUUCGUUGUCCCAGCUCAGACCGUCACAGACUUCCUUGGUAACAAGCUAUCAGGUAUCUGACCUCUCAGCGAGACUCUCUGGAUGCUCUUCUUCUUGCUCCGGCUCCUAACGCCGGAGUCCGCCCCGUCUACCAGUGACAUCUCUCCCUCCUUCGAGCUACCGGAUGGGAGUGAAGGCAUCUAAGCUCCAUGAGCUCUACCCCGCUCGCAUCACGCAGGCGUUGCAGAGUUCUCUUCACAUGUUCGACAAAGAGGUUUGACUUCACCCAGUUGACUCCGGCGAGUUUUCCACAUCGUUUCGUUGACCAAACCCACCUGGCUUCUGAAAAAAAUGCAGCUUCCAGGGUUCAUCUCCAAGGACGGUCUUCUUCACGGCGUUGAGGUGACUUCCCCAGACCCGUUGACCUUGAUUCUUUUCCAAAUUUAGCAAGAAAUAUUACCUUGGUUGUGACUCUGACUUUGUGUCUGUUUCAGACAAGAACGAGUGCCCCUGUUCAGAUCACCCGCCACGCGGACACCUUUGAGAGCACGUCGCUGCAAGGGCUUUACCCGAUCGGGGAAGGCGCGGGGUAUGCCGGCGGGAUUGUCAGCGCCGCCGUUGACGGCAUGUACUGCGGGUUCGCUCUGGCCAAAACCCUGAACCUGUUUUCUGGCGACGUUGACUCGGUCUUCGGGAAAGGUCAGCGAAGCUCUGGACUCACCAAGUACUGA